Molecule: messenger RNA, 621 nt
Organism: Habropoda laboriosa
Lineage: Eukaryota; Metazoa; Arthropoda; Insecta; Hymenoptera; Apidae
Product: nucleoside-triphosphatase THEP1
Exons: 4
Coding region: 34-621 (195 amino acids)
Molecular function (GO): ATP hydrolysis activity
Source: RefSeq, a predicted model, not a curated record
UAAUCACUGCUUAAACUUAGAAAAACAAGAAAUAUGGAUACCGGCGCCACGUUGCGUAUCUCACGUGUACUUCUCACUGGACCCCCUGGUAUAGGAAAAACUACAUUAUGCAAAAAGUUAGCUUCAAUGAUGAAGGAACAAAAUUAUAAAUUUGAUGGGUUUUAUACUGAGGAAGUACGAGAUCAAAGUGGUAGUAGGAUUGGGUUUGAUGUUGUGCUUGCAAAAAAUCCUGAGGAAAAAUCUAUAUUGGCACGAACUGAAAAUGUAAUAAACCAGUCACAGUGCUCUAAGUAUAAAGUUGGAAGCUAUCAUGUGUUUCUUAGUGAUUUUGAAGCAGCAGCAUUACCUGUUUUUGGCUCAAAUACAGAUGUAUUAAUUAUAGAUGAAAUCGGUAAAAUGGAGCUGUUUAGCCAAAAAUUUCACAAUGAAAUAGAGAAAUUAUUUUUUAAAAGUUCAAGCAAACCUUUUAUAAUUGCAACAAUACCACAAAUGCAUAAAAUACCGCAACGAUAUUUAUCAUUAUUUCAAAAACUUCAGGCAGAUAAAAGGUGUAAAGUUAUAACCGUGAAUCGUCAAAACCGAGACACUCUGUCAGAAGAAAUUUUUCAAAUCAUUUCAUAA